This is a messenger RNA of Porites evermanni, 8184 nucleotides long. Lineage: Eukaryota; Metazoa; Cnidaria; Anthozoa; Scleractinia; Poritidae. The record is from the annotation of a GenBank genome assembly.
AUGACAGGUAAUAACCAUCAAUUAUAAAAAUUUUACUUAUACGGUCACUACGUACCUAAUACAAGUGUUUUUCCCAAGUCCUUAUAGUAUGGUAUGAAAGGAAACUUCAGUAAGCCUUCAGACGCUAGCUGAAAGUAGACCUUUUGCAUUCUUGAGCAAUGGUUUUGCCCGAAUCUUUUGAAAAUCUAAAAUGUUUCAAGGCACAUGAGGAAGGAAAGGUUCUCGGUACUUUCGGUUAGCGUCCGUCGCUGGUCUACCUUGGUACCUUGGUGUUUUUCUCCUGUAUCUGUUAAAAACCUCAAGUCCCACUGAAAAAAAAUUGAAAACAAUUAAGCGUUUUCACAUGACGUCACGGUGGCCAUGUUGGUGUACCGAGAGUUGAAUUCUUUUCUUAUGGAAACGCUUUCUUUUGUUGCAACAAUUUGCAUAGAUGCUGACCACGUGAGUGAAAACGCUCUAUGUUUAAACUACUUUCAGGGAAUGACGUAACUGUUUAGUUGCCAAUUAGGUCAGGUGAGAAAGCGGAGGGUUGGUCGAUUGUUUAAGGUCAUUCCCUUGAAAAUGAUCUACUAUGCAGAUUUUCAAACUUGGCAAAAAUGUCAGGACUUUAGCCCUGUGUGCCCGUAAUUCUGAGGUUUUUUUCCUAGUUGCGCGCGAAGUGUUCGAAUUUAAAACAACCGUCAAAAAUUCUUAUUUUAUAGCAAAACGUAUCAAUCUUACCAAAACCGUAAGCCCAUUUGUUCGUCUGAGCUAUAUUUUUUCAGUUAAGACACCUCAAAUUACCCGAUUUUGAAAAAAAAAAUAUAGAGAAAUGGACAGUUUUAUCAUGGUACUUCUCUGUGGCUCUAACUGAGGAAAUUCGUGUCAUUCAUACCUAACAAAAAUAAAACUUCCACUAUCCAGAUUUUUUCUCCUAAAUAUAUAUUUUUGUGCAGCCAUAACGAGUAAAAAGCACAUAUAAAAACGGGGGCUCACCGUUCUCGUUUCAUCACAAAACGACAACAAAGGGAUGUUUCUGGCUUUAAAUGAUCAUUUUGCGAGAGAGGACUGGGGCGAGGACUGGAGCAUAACUUUCUAACAAAGGUGACCAAUUUCGUUGGACGAAGAACAUAAAAAUUUUAUAGCGGCGGUGAGAAAAAAGGGAACAGUGCUAGCUGCUACCAAGGUGAAAAUAAACGGCGGCGGCGACGAAAAAAAAAAAGUAAACAGGAACACAUAAAACGUGUAUAUAACUAGAAAGUUUCUCGUUGCCGUCGUGCAAAACAACGGCAAAGAAAUGUAUAAAAAAAGUGUGCUGCACGUGCAAAGUUUUUGUUUUUUGCUAAUUAGACCUACUGAUGUUUUUUUGGCUGUUCUCGUUCCCGUCGCCGUUUAGCAUUAUACGAUUUUAUAUUUUGUAUGAGUAAACUAUAGAUAUUAACGAGAGCUUCGCUUUUAGCCCUGGCUAAAUCUAUAUAUUAGAGUUAAUACAUUUAGCACUGAAGUUUUAGUUUAAUUUGGACUUCCAAUCCUGUCAUGGAGCUCUCGUCAUGGUCUGUUUGCUAGCCAUGGUCUACCUGUAUGCUAUUAAAAGUUCUUGCCAAGGUGAUGUUGGGCAUAUGAUCGAUAAAAUUCAUAGUGAAUUUAAGUAACUUAAUUUUUUUUCGCCUUUCAGGUGAUAUAUAUUGUUUAUAUCCAUUUUGUAAACGUAAAUUUCAAUCUCAGUACAAGUUUACCCCCCGCGCCCUAAAGCAACAUUUGGAAAACCCAGGCAAUUGGCAUGAGACAAAAGGUAAUAUUAGCAAUUAUAAGAGUUCUACAUAAAGUUUAUUUAUUCUUUAGUCCUAAUAGACGGCAUGGUGGGUCAAUGAGUCAUUUAAACAAAAAAGAAUCACUGAAUACUAACUGUUAUCGAGUCAGUGUUUAACCCUGCCUAAAAACUAUAGACACUCUGUAUGGGUAUUUGUAUCAAAUUGUAGAAAUUUCUUAUGUAGUAGUAUAAGUAAUGGUAGCAGGGCUGAGUGGAGUCCAGUUCGGUCUGUAAUCAUACUCGUGAUUAACAAAAUCACGCGGGAGUCCGAUUUGUUUAAUCACGGCUAUGAUUGGCCGAAUUUAUACUAGAAACGAAUUAUCCGUCUCAGACGGAUAACCCGUCUCUAGUAUAAAUUCGGUGCUAAGACGAAUUAUGGAGCAAAAUUCGUCUGAGGCUGAUUCGUCUGUUAGCACGUCUUCAAGCGGUGCUGACAGACGGAUAAUUCGUCUUAGACAGAUUAUUCGUCUCCAAAUUUGACGAAGUUUCCACAUGAGAGGGACUGGUUUCUCUAUUUUCGCAAUGUUUCCUGUUUCCCACGGUUGUUUCCCGCUUAAAAUAUCUAGACAAAUUAUGGAGCAAAAUUCGUCUUCGGAUUUAUACUUAGACGGAUUAUUCGUCACUGACGGAUAAUCCGUCUAGACGGAUAACUCGUUUCUAGUAUAAAUUCGGCCAUUACAGACCGAAUUGGACGACACGAAGUUCUGUUACCAAUUAAUCAUGACUUUAACAAAAUUUGUGAUAUAUUAAGCUCUUUUAUAGAAUCAAAACGCAAGAAAUUCCGAGAAUUUUUUUAGUUAGCAGUGAAAAAAAAAAAAAGCCAUUUUGGAUGACUCGACCCAGUUAUUUUGUGAGGGUACCAUCCUACUUUGAAGCUCUCUGGUAUCCCCACCUUUACUUUAAUCGUAAGUCUAACAUAUAGCAUGGACUACAUAUAGAUCGAUCUACAAUGUAGCAUAAAAUUUUUGGCUAUCGGAGUAAAUGUCACGUGGUUAUAGUGCCACUCCUCUUUGGGGUCUGAGUCGAAAUUUUGCUGUUGCCGGCAUUUUUUUGUAAAAAUCUCUCGGCUACAUAUAAAGGCUCGGGAAAUUAUAAGGAUUUGGACAAAACGCGCGUGAAAUUAUUCCCUAAUUUCACUCGUCACCAUUUGAUUACACAUACAAAUUUAUCGCUUUAUUUUGGGGAUGGGUAAAUGCGAUUUUGGUGAAACUCUGUUCAACCUACUGGAUGAAUAAGAAGUUAAAACUGAAAGCAAUAGUAAGUGUGUGUAGAAAAGCAGCUGCUAGCAGGGAAAUUGGAGUGAAACAUCAUUUUACCUGCUUUGUAACACACCUCAGUGGCUCGUGUUUCCGCCCCACUCCACGGGGCCGGAAAUUUUUCUUACAAAAUUUAAAAUAAAUAACUAGAUCAUUUUACAUCUUGAGAUGUUGUUCGAUGUUGUGCAAACGAACCAGAAAAUUUACGAUUAAUUAGGCAAUCCAGUUGCCUCCAAGAACUACACUUCGUAACAGUGACUUGAAUUGUUUUUUUAGGACUCCUUGAUCGAGCUUUAAGUAGCGUCGAAGUGAAUAUAUUCAUACGUGAUUAUCUGCAGCCAGAUAAAGAAUUUCAUAAUUUGUAUAAUGAUGCGAUUGAUUCCUUGUACAAAGAACUACAAAGACUCUUGCGGGAUACAUUGUAUGGAAUUCAUAACUUGAUCGAGGUUAGUUGCGCGACAACCUUCCCUCCGCCCUCCAACCACUCGAAAGAAAACGCAGAGGCAAAAGAAUCGGUUUAGAUGCCGUUAACUUCCAACAAAAUCCCUAGAAGAUGCUGGAUGUGUUUAAAAAGUAGCACCCCAAAAGCAGCUAGCAGUUGAAAUGUUUGCUUUAGUCUUAUAUUUAAUAUGCGCAAUGAGUAGAUUUACGAUUUACGAUAAGCGUACUAGCCAGGGCGGAUAAAGGUUGGGCGGUGAAACGAGCGCUCCGCUCUUCAUUUAAUGUGUGAUGCGGAGUAGGACUGGCACGAGCGCUCUUUCCGCGCUUCCGGUGCGCUUCAAGGCCGGCGAAAUUUUCCUUUUUGCAAACCGGAAAUCCUAUUUUCUUUCUGUAAUUUCAGGCUACAAUGUUAAAUAGAUAAAUUCGUUUCAUAACAAUAUGAAUAAACAGUUUCAUAUGUUUGUGUCUGUACGUCUAGAAGUCAAACUUGUUGGUCGUAUAAUGCCAAAAUUUGAGUUUAAUUUGAAAGUGUUGAAUACCUCCUCCUUCCACUUAAUAUCACCUAAUCGUCUUUCGCCGUUUCGUUUGCAAAAGCUUAACACUUCUUAACCUCAAUUUUUACAUAUGUUAAAGGGGGAUAAAUUUUAUAUAACAUAACAGAAAAUUAGAUUGAUAUAUAUUGAUAUAGUGGCGUUGUACUUCUUCAAACUUUGCUUCUCGGGUGCAACGCGCCAUGGCGAUUCGCGCAAUGCGUUGCAAAUCCGGCAACCGCAUGUAAACAAAAUUUAUUGAGGUUAGUUGUAAGGUUUUUUCUCAGUUUUUCUCUCUAAAACUAAACAAGGUAAACAGUAAAAACUGAGGGGAAACUAAUUUUGAAGUUUCGAACAAACAGAAAGACGUAUGAGAUGUUUUUUUCAAAAUUAAAAAGAAGGAUGAUGGUGAUUGAAAUUAGCAUAAUUUCACCUUGCGCGAGCUGCACGCAUUUAUAAAAUAAUGAAACACGAUCCGCUGUCAUUUAGUUUUGCCUUGGAUGACAUGGAUGAGAUUUUCCUUCGUGUUUUAGACAGUACUUAGUUGUUUUUGUUUUGAAAUAACAUCGACAUUGGCGAGUAGCAGAACGAAAAUAUAAUUCAGUGGUAGAGUCAUGGAAGUAAUAAAAGAAACCCUUUGAAAGAGAUGUUUGUCUACCCCAACUAAACCUCCCGCAAAAAUUAGCAACAUUUGCCUCUCGGAGACAGCGUACCAGCACAAAGGAACGAGGAAGAAGUGCAAGAAAAUAAAUCAAGCUGCCAUAAUUCAGUGACAGCGGCAGUGUCUAAUGUACAAACCACAUCGCAAGCCCUGACCGAAGUCGAAAACAAGCGACAUUUCUAAGCAGAGUCCCAGUCCACUGCAUCACACCUUUUUGCUCGGACGCGCUCGUUUCACCGCCCAACCUUUAUCCGCCCUGGUACUAGCCUCCCACGCAGGCGUUUUUAGGGGAGCUCGUAUUUCGUCCCUCCCCACAAACGCCUGCUCAACUGAGAACAAUACUCCUUUCCCAAGCUUAGCCAAUCACAUUGUAUUUUCCAAAUUCUGGAAAGUUGACCUUGACCGGAUGAAACCCCGGGAUGAAACACAAGGAAAGCUUUAUGACCUCUGAUAAAUGUUAGACUCAGAGCGGCAAAAGUAAGAUUUAGUGAGUUUUUAGAAUACUCCAUUCACUGCACAACCUUAGCGAAGGAAAGAAAAGAAGGAGAAAGGUAACUCUGGGGUCACGUUUUUACAUUACCACAAGGUUAUGAGUCGUGUUUAGCCUGUCAACACUUUCACAACUGUUUAUUGGUCACUUACCACAAUGGGAAGGGAAUGUUGUUCUCGGUUGAGCAGGCGUUUGAGGGGAGGGACGAAAUACGAGCUCCCUAAAAACGCCUGCGUGGGAGGCUAAUGAAGAAUUUGAGGACGCCAGUGUCCAGGGUGCUCUUAUAGUCUUAGAGCAGGUGUCCCUUACCCUCUCUCCCCAAUCCCCCUCCUUUUUUCCCUUCCUCCCUAUCCCCUACCCAUUUCGACUCCCGCUACGCAAGCUACUUAAUCGCAAAAUAGUUCUGGUGAGACAUCAUGUAAUGGGUCGGAUCCAGGGCAUUACCGUCGAAAAGAUGGUGAUGAUUUUCUUGCAUUUAAAUAAAGAAUACGUGUAAUAUAUGCGUUUAAACAGGUUUGAUCGAAAGCAGAUGACUGGAAAGUGUUGGAAAAUAUACGUAGUUUGAGUUGGUUACAAAUAAAUAGAAAUGAGAUUAAGGUCAUUACUGAGUAGCCUCCCAGGCGAUAGACUGAUACUUUUGGUCCCCUCAGUGCCGAUCUUGACGAGUAGGACUAACAAGGGUCGAGAUGUUGCGAAGAUACAUAGCACGAAAGUGACUGAAAAAUCUCGGCUAUGAAUAGAUUCUACAUACCUACCUUGUCUUUGUAGGGUGGAUCCAUUGCAAAAGGCACUGCACUAAAAAAACACUCCGACUUGGAUUGCGUGAUGGUUAUGAAGAAGAUUAAAAACGCUGACCAGUUGAGCAGGAAACUGCCCUUCAUCUUGACUGACCUAGAGUCACGCUUGAGGAGGAGCUGGAAAGGGGACCCAUGGAAAUUGAAAUCCAUAAAGAAAUCUACAUACUUAGUGCAGUUUAAAAUGUCACGUUAUUCUGAAGAUGUCAAGGUCGAUCUCUUGCCAAGAUUUGAAGCAAACGUAGGCACUGAUGCUGGUACGUACCUAAUCACAUCAGGCUAGUUGGGUUGCUCAUAAUUAAGUUUGUCAGUAUAUGGCUUUCUUCCAAAGCCAUUGAUAACUCAACAAAACUUCAUUCCCAGGGCUUCACCCAUUUUAAGGAAAAAAGGCUGGGGAGGCACUUAGCUCAAUUCCUCACUCCAGAACCUUAUAUAAGGGAAACGAGGUUAAGUUUUCGGCGCAAUGAUUUCUGGGAUCGCUUGGGUGGACAAGCGUUAGUUGUGAUUGGCCGAUGGUAUUCAAGGCAACCAUUAACCAAUCAGAAGAAACGAUUUUCCAUCCAAACGAUCCCAGAAAUCCAACCUCGUCCCCAGGACUUUUCCCACCCACUUUUUGAGAGAAAAGCCCUGGGGACGAGGUUGCCAGAAAUCGUUGUUUAAAGUUUGAACUCGUUCUCCUUAUAGUUACUGGAGUGAGGAAUUCCUAGUCAUACAAAAAUAAAAAAUAAACCUUGACCCUGGCCAGGGGGCCCGUAUCUCGAAAAUCCCGACAAUUAAUGGAAACGGAAAGCUGUUGUUGUUUACACUAAAAUCGAGGUUUCAAUAGUUAACAUUAUAACAUGAUAAAAAAAUUAGUUAACAAAACAAAAUGGACUGGUUUGUUAGCUAGCACCCGCGCUCUUUUUCUUUAGAUUUCGAUUUGAAUAUUUGGUUUCAUGAUCAGUCCCGUAAAGUUAACGCGAAUUCUGAGAAGCGGACACCAGGACUUUUUAGCGCGCGGGAAAAUGGUGGGGACAAGGUUAAACUUAACGCUCUUAACCCAACGUAUCUUAAUAGAUUUUAAUAUAGUCACUGAAACUUGCUUAGCUAUUUUGGCCGGUUAGAGUUUUUUUUCUGGUUUCUUUCUCUAUUUUGGUUCAUUUUUAUUGUUUCUUGUUGCUGGACUUGUUUUCUCCAGCUACGCCAGUCCUCAAUAAAUAAUUUAUCCAUUAAAGUUAUGGGCGUAGCUUUAAUGACUUCAACAGUGAUUUUUAGAUUGUUGGCUAACUGCUUAUUAGUGAAGCUAUGUGCGCAAUCCGUGAGAAGCGAGUUAUGCAAAUCUUUUAUGAUGUUGAAUCUGAGGAGAAAUUUAAUGUUCUCUUAGAAAGAGCAGAGUUCUACAGUCAAAUGAUGGACGAUGAAGAAAACUGGGAAUACUAUUCGGCUGCUCUUGUGAAGUUACAAGUAAAGUUCGUCACGGAACCCGUGGAACGCCGGCCUGAAAACCUAAAAAACCUGAUUCGCCUGGUGAAGUAUUGGCGCAAGACGUACAUUCCACAGACUGGUCACGAGCGACUCCCGCCCUCGUACUUACUGGAGCUUCUCACAAUACAUGCCUGGGAAGAAGCAAAAUGUCCCAAGAAGUUUAACGUAAAGAUUGGUUUUAAAGCUGUUAUGGAGCUUCUAAAGAAUCACAGCAACCUUGGUGUCUCUUGGAAAGAUUACUACUCGAAGAGUAUAUUAAUUGAAAACAGGUACUUUCAUAGGGUGUUUAGAAUCAGUUUACCAGAGAACUAAAAGAGGUGCUUUUAUGUGUUUCAGUUACUUUCUCGAGGACACAGUCCCCCUUGGAUGUUUGCAAAUCGGUAACUUUCCCCUUUUCCUCCUCCUGAAGCCCUGAGUCCGUUAGCCUUUUUGUAUGAACUUUUCACUUAAUUUCAUAAAGCUAAGAAUAGCUCUCCAGGUAAGAAAUUCAUAAAACGUCUUGGUAAUUGUAAAAUUACACAAUCCUACAAAUCUUCUAUCAUAUAGCUGAUUUAUUUAUUGCAUAUUUUAUUUUCUCUCCUUUUUAGUGAUAUUUUGCACUUUAGUCUUGAGGAUCCACAUGUUAUUGACCCAGCAAACCCAACAAACAACCUGUACGACGCUGUUGACUGCUGGGAUGAGGUGGAAAAGGUUGCAAAAGAAACCAUGCAGAAACCCCUUCUCAGUGACGUACUACGGGUUACUGAUAACUGGAAUUGA